Messenger RNA from Penicillium diatomitis, 1140 nucleotides. Its product is annotated as putative UV excision repair protein (RadW). Lineage: Eukaryota; Fungi; Ascomycota; Eurotiomycetes; Eurotiales; Aspergillaceae. Gene Ontology annotation, biological process: nucleotide-excision repair; proteasome-mediated ubiquitin-dependent protein catabolic process. The record is from RefSeq and is a predicted model, not a curated record. Bases 1 to 1140 code for a protein of 379 amino acids. Gene Ontology annotation, molecular function: proteasome binding; damaged DNA binding; ubiquitin binding. Gene Ontology annotation, cellular component: cytosol; nucleoplasm. The transcript has 7 exons.
AUGAAGCUUACGUUCAAGGACCUCAAGCAGGCCAAAUUUGUGGUCGAGAUUGAGCCUUCAGCCACGGUUGGACAGCUCAAGGAAAAGGUCGCUCAAGAAAAGCCCGACUAUGGCUCGGGAAUGAAGAUCAUCUAUUCUGGCAAGAUUCUACAAGAUGACAAGACUGUUGAAUCUUACAACAUUGAAGAGAAGGAUUUCCUAGUCUGCCUGCCCGGCAAGCAACCCAAGGCCGCCGCUGCCUCCUCCGCUGCUCCAACUCCUUCCACCCCAGCCGCUAAGCCACAAGCCGCGACACCGGCCGCUCCUGCUCCCGCUGCUCCUGCGCCUGCUGCGCGCUCAACACCUGCUGUCCCGGCCACUCCUUCCCCAGCCGGCGGAGCGCCUGCUCAGGCAGGCGAACCUGCUGCCUUCGGUGACCCUUCGGCUCUGACCAUGGGUGGUGCAGCCGAGGGUGCUAUGGCGCAGAUGGAGGCUAUGGGAUUUGAGCGCCCCAUGGUGGAGCGGGCCAUGCGCGCUGCGUUCUUCAACCCUGACCGCGCCAUUGAAUACUUGCUCAAUGGAAUUCCCGAGAGCGCUCAGCGUGAGCAACAACAGCGAGCCCAGGAGCAAGAGCAGGAGCAACAUGAGACUCACACCGAGGCCCCUGCGGCUGCUGCAACUGGUGGUGAUCGUCAGCCUUUCAACAUGUUUGAAGCGGCUGCUCAGGCCAAUGAGGGUGGCGGCCGCGGUGCGCGCUCUGGCGGGGCUGGUGGUGCGGCCGGAGGUGACGCUAGCCUGGACUUCCUCCGCAGCAACCCUCACUUCCAACAGCUCCGCCAGCUCGUUCAACAGCAGCCUCAGAUGCUGGAGCCUAUCUUGCAACAGGUGGCUGCGGGUAACCCCCACAUUGCUCAGGUUAUCGGUCAAAAUUCCGAACAAUUCCUGCAGCUUCUCGCAGAGGACCUUGGUGAUGACGACGAGGCGCUGCCCCCCGGUACUCAAGCCAUUUCGGUGACGGAGGAGGAACGGGACGCCAUUGAGCGGUUGUGCCGACUUGGAUUCUCUCGCGACACCGUCAUCCAGGCCUACUUUGCCUGUGACAAGAACGAGGAGUUGGCUGCCAACUUCUUGUUCGACCAGCCGGACGAGGACGAGGACUAA